AUGGUUGACUUCGCCACCUCCCUUCAGGUUAUGGUUCCAUUGCAUCGCACCGAAACUGGUGAAACCACUCGAGACGCUCUUCGCGAUCGGUGGGUAUCGUGGGCCGGCCCUCCUCAGACCCUGUGCUUAGACCCUUCUCAGCCCAACCUUUCACAGGUUUUAGGCGCGUUCUGCAACAACACCGGCAUCGACAUGCGACAUACUGCCGCAGACGCCCACUGGCAACUAGGCAAAGUGGAGCGGCAUGGCCAAUGGUUGUGUCGGGUUUUCCAGCGCGUUCUGGAUGAGAGCCGUCCCCAGUCAGAACCAGAGUGGCGUGAUUGCCUGUCCCAUGCUCAAUCCGCUAAAAACACCCUCCUGACUGAAGCGGGCGCCAGUCCGUACCAGCUUGUUUUCGGGCGCAAUCCGCGCGUUCCCACGGAUCUUAUGCAGGAGGCGCCUCACCUGGGUGCCGUCGAUGCCGAACAGGCAGAACCAGCGCUAGAGCGCGCAGCUGCAGUGCGCGCCGCAUCGCGCCGUGCCAUGCUUGAGUGCCAAAGCGAUCGCGCUGUUCGUGCCGCACUUCGUGCACGCCCGCGUGCGCUUCGUCCUUUUCGUUCGGGGGACUGGGUUUACUACUGGCGCACACAGAAGCAUGUCGAUGGGGUAAGAAUAGAGGGGGGGAGAUGGUACGGGGCAGGGCUAGUGCUGGGAUCGGUCGGUCGCAACUUCGUUGUCGCACACAGGCGUAGUCUCUUGCGCUGCGCGCCUGAACAGCUUCGUUUUGCAACCCCAUCUGAGGCCACAGUGGCAGAGUUUCCGGAGAGCGAGCUCCUAGGCGUUAAGACACUGCUUGAAAAGGGUCAAUUCCCGAAAAGCCAAUUUGUGGAUGUCACUCAGGAGAGCCGCCCUCCAGAGGCCCCUGAAGAGGCUCAGGCCACGGUUGAUGAGCCGUCACAAGGCCUUGCGGGUCUCAAUGCAGCGCAGUGGCUGGAACAGCACAGGCAGACAGCAGCAGGGACCGAGAGCCCGAAAGCUCCAGAAGCUCUCUUUUGUCAAGAAACUCUGGACAUGGAGCACUUGCAUAGCAGCCAUGUGGAGAUUCUGAUGGCUGCAUUUCUGCAGAAGCGAGCUCAGAAAGAGCUCCCCGCCACCGGAAAUACUCCGGACAUGCAGCAUCGCAUCGACGAGGCAAAACUCGUUGAGUGGGAGACGGUGUCCGGCAAGGCAGCUGUAAGAGUGCACACGGGGGCUAAGGCCAGAGAAAUCAAGGAGAAGUUCGGGCAUAGGUUCAUCGGCAGCCGGUUUGUAGUUACGAACAAGGUUGAUGAAGAGGGAUCUAGAGUAAAGGCGAGAUGGUGCUUGCUUGGACACAACGAUCCCGACUUCCAUCAGAAGAUUGCUUCGGGUGAGUGUCACAGCCCAACGAUGCACCAGUUGUCGCGGAUUCCGGGCGUAGACCCCUCAGCUGUUAUAGAAAUAGUGGGGAACCUCUAUGGCGCUAACGAUGCGCCGGCCCAGUGGUACAAGGAGUUUGAUGCUCAGGCGCAGGCCGCAGGGUUCCAGCGUAGCAUCUUCGACCCAUGUUUGUACUACUACCGAGAGCCUCAAAGAGGGCUAACGGGGAUCCUAGGGGCACAUGUGGAUGAUACCAUAAUGGGGGGCGAAGGGGAAGCGUACAACCGAGCCAUUCAGAGGCUAAAGGCGAGGUUUCAAUAUCGUAAAUGGAGACAGGGCAGUGGGGAAUUUUGCGGAGUUCAAUACUUCCAAGACCCUGAGUCUAAAGAGAUCACUUAUGAUCAAAAAGCAUACGCGCAGAACAUAAGACCCAUCGCCAUGACAAAGGAUCGACAGAAGCAGCGGAAACAGCUGGCGAAUGAACGUGAGAUCACGGCUCUCCGAGCAGUGAACGGUGCCCUCAACUGGCUUGCGUCCCAAACCCGUCCUGAUAUCAGCGUUCAGGCCUCCUUCUCACAGCAGGCGUUCCCCAGUCCUACUGUUGAGCACCUCCUGUCCGCCAAUGAGGCGGUGCACCGAGCCCGUCAGUACAGUGACGUGGCGCUCACUGUUCGUCAUGUGCCCUGGGAAGAUCUCAAUAUAGUUUUCCAUAGUGACGCUGGGUUUGCUAAUGCUUCACAGGGUAAAACCCAAGCCGGGUACAUCCUCGCGUUCACAACUAGUCAGUUGGCCGAAGAUCAGCCCAGCGUGUGGUCACCCUUUUGCUGGAAAUCAUACAAGAUGUCCCGAGUAGUGGCGUCCACGCUUGCUGGUGAGACGCAGAGUUUCGCUACUGCGAGUGGAAUCUCUGAGUGGAUGUCUCUCAUGGUGUCAGAGGCUAAGCACGGGUGUUUCGACCUUAGGGCCUGUGAAGAUCACCUUAGAUGUGUGCCCAUCACAGGGGUGACAGACUGCAAGUCCUUGUUUGAUGCACUCAACACUCCGACAUCACCAGGCAAGAUUGAAGACAAACGCGUCGCCAUUGACCUGGCAAUCGUUCGCCAGUCCAUGUCUCGUUGUGGUUUGCAGGUCAGGUGGUGUCCCACUCAGCUUAUGAUUGCAGACGGGCUCACCAAGAACCAAGCAGAUCCCGCUGACCUCAUGCGCGCAUUGCUAGCUAACGGGGUUUAUCAGCUGUCUAACGAGGCCGAGGUGUUGGCACAGAAGAAGGCGCAACGAGACAGGCGUGUCCAGAGAAAGCCUUUAGGGAGCACGAACAGCCCGAGCUAUGAGCAGAGCCAAACUCCAGGCGCAGUCUUUCGAGAGGUGUACCUAGAUCACGAAGCUACUUCAUAUCAUUCCCCUGAAGAAGAACACAUCGUUCAAGGCAAGGCUGUUCGUCGCACCUCUUUCGACGCACGCAGCGGGAAAGUUCUCGCGUCAGAGGACCUCCAGGAGUCCUUACUGUGCGAAAAGCAGUGGCUAUCCAGCCGUGUGUCCUUGCUUCGAACAGAGAUCUGGUAUGAAAGGGUGGUUCCGGGAUCUAGGGUUUAG
Symbiodinium natans is the source of this 2970-nucleotide messenger RNA. The record is from the annotation of a GenBank genome assembly. Lineage: Eukaryota; Dinophyceae; Suessiales; Symbiodiniaceae.